GACAGCGUUUGCGUAAAAGCGCAGAUUCACCGCGUUCGUUGCAUGCACUAAGUUAUGAAUUCCCCGCUGAUUCUACUAUAGUACCGUGCUACGGAAGAAAAACCGUCCUUCACCGACACUGUACUUGAAUUAACUCCAUGAUCCAUAAAAUAAGUUUCGGGCAACAUAGCAAGGCUGUGGUAUUGUGGACAAUCGGUAACUAACCGAUUCGGUGAACAUGCGUCGCAGUGUCAACAUCAUCGACAGAUCGACGACAGUAUAGGCCUAUACUAUAGGCCCCUCCCCCCCUAACUAUAAAUUAUAAAUCGGAACUCCUCGCGACUCGCGUGUACGUGUACGUGUUUCUUCGGACAGUGACAGUAGCCUGCCGGUACUGGCCGGUACUUUACUCAGUAUAAUGUAAUAAAGCACGCCCAACCCUGAAGUUCGACGGUGACAGUUUUGCAGAGUAAAAUCUCAUCCCAACAUGACGACUUAAACAAGCAGAUACAACUAGCCUAGUACUAGAAGUUGUUAAAGUUUUAGUCUUGAAAGCGAAAUGGAAUGCUUUGGACGCAGCCAGAAGGAAGUUUACUGCUCCAUCCGAUUGCUUGAUGAGACAGAGUUAGCUUUGAAAGUACAGAGAAAUACCAGAGGGGGUGAACUUUUGGACCAAGUCUUUGACAAGUUGAAUCUCCUGGAGAAGGACUAUUUUGGUCUGCGGUUUCUGGACUCCCAAGAUCAAACGCAUUGGUUAGACCCAGUGAAAACAAUUGGUAAACAAAUAAAAAAUGGGCUGCCCUUUGUUCUGUACUUUGGCGUCAAGUUCUACAUGGAGAACCCAUGCAAGCUCAAGGAGGAGGUCACGCGAUAUCAGUUCUUCCUGCAGCUACGGAUGGACAUGCUGCAAGGCAGGCUGCCAUGCUCCUUCCAUGCCGCGGCUGAACUGUGUGCCUAUGCCACACAAUCUGAGCUGGGAGACUAUGACGGUAGUCGGCAUUCCAAGGGCUACAUCUCGGAGUUCCGUUUCACUCCCAACCAGACAGAGGAACUGGAGGAACAGAUCACCCAACAACACCAGAAACUCAAGGGAAUGGCGCCCUCUAAGGCUGAGCUAAGCUUCUUGGAGCGAGCACGUUGGCUGGACAUGUACGGUGUGGACCUCCAUCCCGUCCUAGGGGAUAAUGACAUCGAGUUCUACCUCGGCCUGACCCCGACGGGUGUGGUGGUCUACAAGAACAAAACUAAAGUUGCUCGUUACUUUUGGCCCCGCAUCUCAAAGGUCCACUUCAAAGAUACCGAGUUUACACUGGUGGUUCUAGACAAAGAUGGGGUAGAAGAUGAGUGCAUCUUCAGGCUAUCCAGCAAGUCGGCCUGCAAGCAUCUCUGGAAGUGCAGUGUGGAGCAGCAUGCUUUCUUCCGCCUCCCCAUAGGGGAUGAGCCCCUGCAUCAACGCAAGUUAUCCUUCACCAAGUCCAGUUUCAGGCAUACUGGUAGAACCCAACUAGAGGCAUUGGAGGCGGCUUCGUCACUGAACCGACCAGUCCAACAAGUCAACCGAGCCCUGAGCCGCAAGUACCACCGGCGGCCGUCCCAGACCGACGUCUCGCUGAAGAACGGCACGACGCCAGAUGACAUGUUUCUGGACGAUGGUCCUGCAAGCCCCAAUGGGGUACUCCUUAGGCUAUCUCCACAACCAGCCAGUAGGUUACCCUCACACCAUCGACAGAGUGGACGAGACAGCCCAACGUCUGGCUUGAGCACUCGCUCCGUUCCCUGGGAAGAUUCCCAGCAAGCGAGAGUUGGUCUGUUUACACCAGCUGGAGGCUCGCCCGUUUCCGUACGCAGCUCGGCCUCCCGUCAGCACCGACAUAGGGGGCGCUCUAAGUCUCCAGCCCCCCAUCAUCGUCAUGGCGACAGAUCAGACAGUGAAUCAGAAGCCGCCUACAGCGCAAAACGGAGAAGCCGAAGAUCUGUAGAUUCUGAUGCCGGCAGCGACAAUGAGUCGCGUCAUCAUCGUCAGCACAGAAAGCGAAGAUCCAGAUCACGAGGAGUGAGUAGUGGCAGUGAGUCUGAGUACAGCAGGCAUGACGAAGGCAGGAGACAUCGGAGAAGAUCACGGGAGAGGAUGGUUAGCUCUCAAGACCAGUGGAAUGCCGUCAAGGAAAACAAACUAGUCAGGGGUGAGAUGAGAGAGGGCCAAGAAGUUACUGUCAAGCGGCUGAAAGAUGGGGGUUUUGUAAACAAUCGCACCGAUGCCGAGUUCCAAAAGCAUAUCAAGAAGGACCUGGUCGACCCAAGACAGUACACAGAGGAGGAACGGCACAGUAUUCCCUACACAAACGUUGUUCUUGACGGUGGAACAGUAGACAGCAGUCGUCCCAAGCAAGACACCCACACACGGACAAGAAGUAGAAAAAAUGAAGACUUCAGUGACAGCAACGUGAGUGAGCACUCAACCAGACACCGAUCUAGAAAUGCAUCUCCCAAAAGCCAUCGCCUCAUAAGAAAGUCUCAGGUGCCAGAGGGCACCCCGCCCCCACCUUAUUCCCCGAAUGGAGUGAGCCGCCUUGGGAAUCCAGCACACACUCCCAUUGGGAUCGAUGGGAACCCUCCAUUGGAAAGCAGGGGUGGGGUUGGCAGCAGAGGGGCUGCUGUUAUCCAGAACGGGGAUGUGAAGGGUAGCAGUUAUUCAGGCUACCUUCAGUCAGGGGGAGGGAUGUUUGGUCGCCAACAGCCCAAGAGAAACCAGGAACCUCUGCUGACAAAUGCACACCAAGGCCAUGACAGACACCCUCACAGACACCCCCGGGGAGACCCAUCCCCCACGCUGGGUAUGGAAGGGCUGCGUGUGGCCCACAGCAGGGAGGAUUCGGGCCUUGGGAACGAACACGAAGAGGGGUUUAGGCAAACCUUACCACGGCAAGAAGGUCAGCCUCGGACCACAGUCAGGACCCAGCGAAGAGAAGUGGACGUCCAUCGCUCCUGCACUGACCCCAUGACCUCUGGGGAAGUCACUGACCUCAGGACGACUUUACACCUGACCCCGGGUUAUCCCAUCCAGGCCGGACCCAGUCUGGACUCCUACCCAGACGGGACCAGACCGGAUGAGCAGCCCAGGAUGGCAACACGCGGCUAUGAUGCCGCCCGAUUGCAAUCCGGCAAUCGCAGGGAAACUAACCACGUACCGGUACAGGCUGUCCACAAUGGCGGUCCAAACUACCCCACGAAACUGCGACCCGCACCAACCGCUUACAGUCACCCCAAUGGGGAUACUGUCUCUCAAUUCAACCCCAAUCAGACUGCGAUCCCAAAUUGGAGCGCGGUCCAUAAACGGGACCCCGUGAUAAUCAACAACAACCACAUUGACGUCGCCAACGAGAAGGGAGUCGUGCAUUUGUGGUCCAAGCCGAUCGCACCCAACCACGCGGUUGUCAUGUCGUCACUGGUUGACGACAAGGACAUGCGGGUGAAUGGGGAGAAGGCAGGGAGCCAGGGAGACACGGUACCAGAGGAGCUGCCAGAUUUCCCCCCGGGCUACAAACCCAACUACAGCAGAGGGGGCAAGCGGUACAGCAUCACCACGCAGGAGAUGAUACGAGUCAGUACACUGGACGGAGACAACCGCGACUUGCAGACAGAACUUUGACGGCCUAGCAAAGUCAACUCGUUGUCUUGAGUGAUGCAUUUGCCACUUCCACUCGUAAAAAUAUUUUGUGACUGUCUAUAUUUAUGUAGGUUUUUUUAUACGACAAAGUGCUGAACAAAGUUAUAGUAUUAAAAUUAAGGCCUCGUAAGUGAUCACAAGUUAGUCUCAUCAAGCGAUUCAGUUUCAAGAGACAGACUAUUCAAAUGAAAUGUGACAAAAUCCUUUGUCAUUGUAGUACAACUUGUAACCCUGACUUGUGAUUGACAUGCGUUGUGGCUCGAUAACAACUUUGCAAAUUGUCGUAAUACGUUGCCCCCAUUCACUAACAAACAAAAAACUGUGUCCCACCUUCAGGUAAUGAUGCCAUUUCAAAAAAUCAAGUGUUAAAAAUUGAAACAAAACUGUUAUGAUUUUUUUAUCCAACUUCAUACCAAAGAUUGUAAUUCAGUUUUAAUAAUGUGUACUGAUAUUUAUAAUUCUCAGUUUGAAAUAUUUUUUUUUACCAACCAUAGCUAUGCAGAAAAGAUUUAUGAAUACAUGUACUAUUUUGUUUGUGCUAAAAUGAGAAUGACUGUGAAAAUUGGUGCAACUAUUUUGUCCUUUGAGGGCCCGAAACAAGUGGCACAAAAUGACUGACGUGACGGAAAGGAGCAUUUGUAUGUUAUAAACCUUGAUUAUGAAAUAUCCUUGUCUUUCUAUUAAGUCUGUAAAUUUAUCUUUUUUUAAUAAAGAAACGUUAGUGUGAGAUGCAAAGUUAGGCAGAGUUCCAUUUUAUAUUUUAAUUAUGGCGGAUAUUUACAUGUAAUAUGUUUUCAUUGACAAAUGUUAUGCAACGAUUUUGAAUUUUAAAAAAGUCAAGUGUUUUGGGUUUUUUUUGUUUUUUUUUUUGGUGUUUUCCAAAAUCUUCCAUUACUAUUGGCUUAAAGAGAUAUAAACUUCCCAAUUAGUUAUAAAUACACCAAAGGUUCGUGUUGUUUCCAGAAAUCACCAUUGCAAGAUUAUGUAGUCUUUCUCAGGACUGUUGUUGCCCCGAUUUGAAUUGGCCGUUUCCAAAAUCAACGUGUCUUCCACCAAUCACGGUGCAGAUGGUAAAUAGUUGACCAAUCAGAAUCUAGUAACCACUUUUCCAUUCAUGCCCAAGAACAAACAGCAUUUUCACAAAAGCAAAUAAAACGCCAAACAAGCAACAUUCCUAUUUUAAUACACUUUGAAAUACUCUUUUAAGAUACUAACUUUUCAUUGUUUAAAUAUUUCAGAACUGUUCUGAAUUCUUUUGAGGGUGUUUUGAUCAAGUUAAUGAGUGAUUCUUUUUUAAUUGUAUAAAUUGAUUUAAUACUAACUUAUCAGAAUAUCUGUAUCACAGAUUGUUGAAAUACAUUAAAGAGCAAGUAUUUAAUUUUGAACA
Molecule: messenger RNA, 5033 nt
Organism: Patiria miniata (bat star)
Lineage: Eukaryota; Metazoa; Echinodermata; Asteroidea; Valvatida; Asterinidae
Gene: epb41l4a
Product: band 4.1-like protein 4
Cellular component (GO): cytoskeleton
Molecular function (GO): cytoskeletal protein binding
Source: RefSeq, a predicted model, not a curated record